AAAAGUUGCACUCCAUUUAAACUUGGAAACAUAUUGUUGUUCUAUUCUCGCCAUUUUGUCUAAAUUCUGAAAUAGCACAGUGGGAAUACCUUCACGGGAAGGGCUAUAUCACCACUUUCUCAAGGGAAAUUAGAGAUGGGCAACAGAUUCUAGCUUUGACUAUGACAUAAAAUAGUCAUAGAGUGAUACAGUGUGGAAACAGGCCCUUCGGCCAAAUUUGCCCACACCGGCCAACAAUGUCCCAGCUGCACUAGUCCUACCUGCCUGUACUUGGUCCAUAUCUCUCCAAACCUGUCCUAUCCAUGUACCUGUCUAACUGUUUCUUAAAAGAUGGGAUAAUCCCAGCCUCAACUCCUCCUCUGGGCUUGUUCCAUACACCCACCACCCUUUGUGCGAAAAAGGUACCCCUUGGAUUCCUAUUAAAUCCUUUCCCCUUCACCAGGAAUCUAUGUCCUCUGGUCCAUGAUUCCGCCACUCUGGGCAAAAUACUCUGUGCAUCUAUCUGAUUUACUCCUCUCUUGAUUUUGUACACCUCUAUAGGAUCUCCCCUCAUCCUCCUGCGCUCCAGGGAAUAGAGACCCAGCCUACUCAACCUCUCCCUAUAGCUCACACUCUAGUCCUGGCAACAUCCUCGUAAAUCUUUUCUGAACCCUUUCAAGCUUGAAAAUAUCGUUCCUAUAACAUAGUGCCCAGAACUGAACACAAUAUUCUAAAUGCGGUCUCACCAACGUCAUUUACAACUGCAACAUGACCUCCCAACUUCUAUACUCAUAAAUGAAUCUUGAAAAUUAAUAAAAUAAAUCUUCAACACAGCCAUAACCUCUGUGAAAGAAGGGAUUCCAUAUACAUCUUUACUGGCCUUAUUUACCUCUGCCAACAAGCAAAUGAUAAUGAUGGAUGGAUGUUUUAAUAACUGGAAACUUGAUGGAGUGGGGUUCCACAGGGCUUUACAUGAUAUAUAGAAUUGAUUUUGUUUCAAUGUGGGGACCAUGAUUAAGAAUUAGCAAGGUUUUCGGAGGGGAGCAAGGGACACAACAGUGAAGUCAUAGAAUCACACCGCACAGGAAUAGGCCCUUUGGCCCACUCAGUCCAUACCAACUUUGAAGCACUCAUUACACUACAAUAAAUGGGAAGCUACGAAGAGUCAAAAAGCAGAGAUAUCUUGAAGUGCGUAACCACACAUCCUGGGAGAGUUAAAUAAGUUAGUUAGGAAUGUGCGGAAUUCUUGCAUUUCUAUGCAGAGUCAUGGACUGUAAUAGCAAGGGGUUCAUGCUAAAAUGAAACACUGGACUGGCUGAGUACAGUGUGCACAUCAGAUCAUCCGAGAAUAGCGAAAAUGUGACAGUGCAAGAAAUGAUUAAUUUGGGAUUUGUGAAGAUGACACAAAGGCUAGGGAAUUUUAGUUAUGACGAUGAUUUGCUAGGCUUGGUUUGUUUUCUGUGGAACAAAUAAUGGUGAGGAAAGAUUUAGUCUAGGAAUGUAGAAUGAUGAAGUGCCAAAAUAUGAUGAACGGGAACGAUCCAUUUCCAUUUGGAGAGAGGCAAAUAAUUGAGUGAUAUAGAUUUAAGAUAGGUUUCAAAGGAUUAGACCUGGAACUGAGAAAGAGUGUGUGGCAUCUAGAACCUCUUGCUUGAAAGAGCAAUGAAGGCAGAACUUCGCACCAUGCUCUAAAAAAAUCUGGAUACGCCCUUGAACUUCCAAAAGUUACAUGCCAAUGGACUGAAAAUUGGAGAGUGGUUUCAGCCACAUAGUUACUUUAUUAGACCAAAGUGACCUAUUUUUGUGCUAUUAAUUUGAUUCCUUGCCUUAUCUGCAAGAAUAUGUCAAAAUAAAAACAACAUGGAGUUAUAGAGUGAUACAGUGUGGAAACAGGCCCUUUGGCCCAACUUGCCCACACCGGCCAACAUGUCCCAUCUUCACUAGUCCCACCUGCUCGCCUUUGGCCCAUAUCCCUCCAAACCUGUCCUAUCCAUGUUAGACAUAAAAUGCUGGAGUAACUGGGCAGGACAGGCAGCACCUCUGGAUAGAAGGAAUGGGUGACGUUUCGGGUCGCAAAAUUUCAGACCUUCUUCAGUUCUACAGAUCUAUCUAACUGUUUUUAAAUGUUGGGAUAUCCCUACCUCAACCACCUCCUCUGGCAGUUUGUUUCAUACACCCCCAAUAAGUUAACUCCUCAGAUUCCUAUUAAAUCUUUCCCCCUUCACCUUCAACCUAUGCCCUCUUGACCUCGAUUCGCCUACUCUGGGCAAGAGACUCUGUGCAUCGACACGAUAUAUUCCUCUCAUGCAAUCUCUUAAAUUAGAAGAUGCCAAAAAUAAUCAUGCAGUUUUUAAAAGUAUUGUGGCAAAAGUGUGAGAUAUUGUUGAGGCAAAGGCUGCUGCAGAUACAGCUUGCUUUGGUGGCUAUCAAUGCUGCAUUUCACCACAGGCUUACCUCAUCUAUUCCGAGAAGUGGAUUAAUUCCAGGAAACACUUCAGUAUUAUGGCCCAACCUCUUUAGUCAAAGAGACUAAUAAGUAAACCAAGAAGCAAAUCUGCAACACAUUUUCCACCCGUAAACAGUGUCUAAUUUAUUACCAUCGAAACAUUUGGUCAGGCCUACUUAAGACUCAGUGGAUGAUAUGUGUUACCAGAACCAUGGGUAUGAGUUUGCAAAUCAGAGAAUAAUAUUGAAUAGCACAAUGCUGUAUCUCAAAAACAUGCCUAAUGUGACACCGAAUAUUUCUCAGACUCAGUCCUAAUGUUUCGAAUUUCAUGGGAAUCUCUUGAUUUGAUUACUGUACUGUAGUUUAACUUGCUCAGCAGUCACUGUUAUGGAAGGAACAGGGUCUCCACCCGAAACGUCACCCAUUCCUUCUCUCCAUAGAUGCUGCCUGUCCUGCUAAGUUACUCCAGCUUUUUGUGUCUAUGGAGGGUUUACUAUGUUGCGUACAAAUACUGGGGUGAAAAGAGACCAAACAAUUUCGUUUUACUUCUGGUUCAUUUAAAAAUGUUGUGCGUGUGUGUGUCUAAUUUAUAUCCCUUUCUGUCGAUGAAUCUAAUCGUUGCCUCUUCAUUGACUUUGAAUAAAUGCUUUCUCUGAUAAGUUUUAUGCCUCGCGUUUUAUGCCGCUACCAAAUUCACCAGCACAGCAACGUGCAUCACAGAUUCAAUGUUUGUGAAAUAUUUUGGUUGUCCACCUAUCGUGCCGUUUCCUUGUUUAUUUACGAUAAAGCCGGGUUCCUGGUCUGCAACGUCGGGGGCUGCUGUCCGUUGAUGGAGCUAAAAGCAAGUGGGUCUGCAGCUGACCAUCGCUUCAGUUUGCAAGAGGAGGAGGAGGAAGAAAGGGAAUGGUGUUGCACCAUUGAAAACAGUAAUAGCAACCCUCUGAGUCCUGCAGCAGCAAGUCGUGAAUUGACAGGUGAUUGUGAUAAUCAGGCCUUUCAAGACCCUGAUAUCCUGGGAUUCAAGGUAAUUGUGCACAUUGAUCUGGAUUGCUACUAUGCCCAGGUGGAAACAUUGAGACACCCUGAAUACAGAGGAAUGCCUUUAGCUGUUCAUCAAAAACAUCUGGUGGUCACUUGUAAUUAUGAAGCCAGGAAGUAUGGGGUAAAUAAAAUAAUGUCAGUCAGCGUAGCCAAGGACAGGUGCCCCCAAUUGAUCCUUAUCUGCGGAGAAGACUUGACACCCUACAGGGACAUAUCAUACAAAAUCACAGAAUUACUGGAAGAGUUCAGUCCACUCGUGGAAAGACUGGGUUUUGAUGAAAAUUUUAUCGACAUAACUGAUCUAGUGGAGAAGAGAUUGCAGCAGAUUGGAAGUGGUGUUGUCCCUGCGGAUUUUUCUGUGUCAGGUCAUGUGUACAGUAACCAGGCAUUAAAUAAGGCUGAUGGAAAACAUGUUCGGUUGGCUCUCGGAUCAAAAAUUGGAGCCGAAAUGAGAACAGCGAUAUGCGAUAGAAUCGGUCUCACCAGUAGUGCAGGAAUCGCAUCAAAUAAAUUGUUGGCCAAACUGGUGUCAGGGACAUUUAAACCCAACCAACAAACAACAUUGUUUCCAGAAAGCAUUCAAGACCGUAUGGGGAACCUUCUGCAGCUCAAACAAGUACCCGGGAUUGGCCCGAAAACAGUCAAGCGACUUGAGUAUUUUGGAAUUCACACCAUUCAUGCCCUGCAAACCUUUCCAUUGGAUCUGCUGGAGAAGGAUCUGGGAGUGAUCACAGCUCAACGGAUACACAAGCUCAGCUUUGGAGAGGAUGACUGUCCUGUUACCCCAAGAGGUCCACCCCAGUCCCUCAGUAAUGAAGAUUCCUUCAGGAAAUGCACCUCAUUAGUUGAAAUCAGAAUGAAGCUUGAAGAACUGCUGAUUAGCCUUCUAAUCAGAUUGCGGAAAGACGGGCGUGUUCCACGGACCAUAAGGUUAAGCAUUAGACGCUCCUCGGCUUCUAACAGAUGGUUCAACCGGGAGAGUCGACAGUGCCCUGUUCCAAACCAACUAAUGCAGAAACUUAACACAGGUGCCUGUGAACUUGUGACUCCACUGGUUGAUAUCCUAAUGAGGCUUUUUCAAAAGAUGGUGGACACCAAAUGUCAGUUCUUCAUAAGCCUUUUGAAUGUUUGUUUUUCUAAUCUUAUUCAGUCCACAAUGUCUUCUCCUCUCAGAGGAUCAAUUGGAUUCUAUUUAACACAGAAAUCACCUGGAAAAUUAGACACAAGUCCAAAGGUAAAAGCAAGUAGACAACUUCUCAGUCAAAGGAAAGGGUCUGAUGAUGUUGAUUUAGCAGACACUGCAAGUCCACUGAAAAAGACUAGAAAUCACCUGGAGUCUGCUUCCGUGAAUACAGAAGAUGCCAUUGCUAUUGAUCCAACUCAGAAAUUAUCAAAUACUAAUCUACCUCCUGAGAUUGACUUUAAUGUAUUUAAAGAACUCCCAAUUAAUAUCCAGAAGGAAAUUAUAACAGAUGCCAGCACUUCACAGGAACAGAUGAAAUAUCACAGAUCCCACAUUCCGGGUAUUGAGAAAGCACUUUGUAAAAGUAAUUUUACCUUCAGGUCACCAACAGAGGAUCAGAGGAAAUAUUUGGCAACCCCAGACCCUGAGAGCAAUCCAGCCAUUUUUAGUGCAAUUAAUGGUCCUGGUGCGGAAUUUUCCAAAAGGACAUCAGUCAAUCUUGGAACCCAGUUAGAGAUCAGUCAAUCUUGGAACCCAGUGUGUGCCCUUAAUGAUACGUCAACUAAUGUGCCAGACCUUCAUUCUCCAGGUGAAGUUUUACAAUCUGCUAAGAAAGGUCCUGAUGCACCCACCGAUCAAAAUUCCCAGCCAUUCCCCACCAAUGUGGAUGUCAAGGUGUUUUCAGAAUUACCUGCUGAACUUCAGAAAGAACUGCUGACAGACUGGAAGCGACAGAGGACAGUGUUGAAGGUACAUGUUGCUAAACGAGGCAAGAAAGUCAAAUCCAGCACAGGGGCAAGACACCCUCAAAACUCUCCAAAAUCCAACAGUAUUCUGAAGUACUUUAGCAAAAGGUAGAACACGGGCGUGAUUAAAAGGUGUACCGCGC
Messenger RNA from Leucoraja erinaceus (little skate), 5538 nucleotides. It is a transcript of the gene poli, whose product is annotated as polymerase (DNA directed) iota. Lineage: Eukaryota; Metazoa; Chordata; Chondrichthyes; Rajiformes; Rajidae. The record is from RefSeq and is a predicted model, not a curated record. Gene Ontology annotation, biological process: translesion synthesis. Gene Ontology annotation, molecular function: DNA-directed DNA polymerase activity; damaged DNA binding.